AGCUAGCAUUAGCCAUUAGGGUGUAAACAUCACAUAUGUCAAGUCUAUCCAUCUUCUCCACGCUGGAGGAGGUGAUACCAGUAUCGGACGAGGACCUCAGAGCUGGUAUUGGAUCAUUGACCCCUCAAAUCGUUACAGAAUACGUAUUCUACCUAAGAAACGUAGAGAGAAAAAACCGAGCAGAAAAGGAUAUAGCAGUGGCAGAUAAAGAUGUAGCAGUCGCGGAGAAUGUACGGUUAGAGAUAAAGUUGGAAACAUUACAGAAAGAGAUGGACAGGGACAGAGGAAUGCCAAACGAUCAUGCUGCACCGCCCUCUGCUCCACCCCAAUACGAUGCUUUACCCGACCUUCCCACUCCUAGCUUCGGGGGACUCAGUUUAAGUGCAGCACAGAGUUCAACAUCACCAAAUGAACAACAUGGGUGUUUGAUACAGGCAAUAGAUGGCCCUGCAGCUGGCUGCGCUCUGACUCACAACUCUGAUCCAAAGAACGAACAAUCUUACUGGGUCCACACUCAACCAACAACUCCUCCAUGGGGGCAGGACAAGUGGAAAAUUAUAUUAACUGAAGUUAAUUCUCAGAAAUGUUACAACAUUAAAGCAACAACAAACCAGCAACAAUCAGCAACAAAAAUUCCAGAUCCCAACACUGGUCGGAUGUUAGUGGUACUCAAUGAUAAUCAUGGAGACGACGGUAGAGCACUAGUUCAUGACACCCCACAUAGCAAAGCAAACGAGUGCUGGAUGAUCGAGUAUGUUAACAAGAAAAACAAAUCUUUUGGCUGCAGAAUACGAAAAACUCAAGAUAGACAAAAAGAUAAAUACCUCGUGUCCAGAAGGCAGCGGGAUAUGGCAACGUUUUGGGUCGACGUAACGGAAAAUAUUGAAGAUGCUACAUGGUGGCAGAUAUUUGGACAACAGCCACAACCACUGCCUUUUGGUGACUCGCAACCAUCAUCCUCUACUAAUCGACCUGUUGUCCAAAUAGAAAUUAAUAGCUCUAUGAAAGAGGAUACUUACAUUUUCAAGAUAUUCAACAAAAAAUAUCACGGACCAUUAUGUCCUACAAACGAUUUAGGUAAAGGAAAAUAUAAACUGGCUUUGGUAAACGAGCGACAUGACUACGAGGAUGGAGGCAAGGAGUUAAUACGAGUAUGCGGACCACGAUUGAAUAGAUAUAAUAUAUAUGUAUUCACAAUAAGGUUUGGGGAGUUUGGUACUUUGUUGUGUAAUAACAAUAUGGAUUCUUUUGCGUUUAGAGUAGAGUGGCAAAUUCAAAAGAUGAGUGACGGAGCCUAUAUGAUAAUCAACGCGAAAACGGGACAAGCAUUGAAGUGUGACGACGCAAAAGAUGGGAGAGGCAAUCACCAAGUUCGGGCAAUCAAACCAAGCUCGAAUGAUGAAAAUGAUGGAAGCAAUCGUUGGAUUUUCCAAUUAAUGAUAACCCCUGUGAGGUUUAGUCACAAUGUUUAGUCAUGAGGUUUAGUCAUGAAGUUUAGUCACGUGUAGACAAGGUUCAGCCUGCUAGAAGGACUGAAUUUGAUAUUUAACCAAAAUUAGUUGGGUGAGUACUACCCGGAGUCAGGAAUCAACCUCAACGACUGAAGGAAAUUAAUAACAUUCAGUAUUAAAUUAAACACACACACUUAUAUAACAGUGUUAACUAAAACUUGAUAUAAACAAAAUUGUUCAUUCCUCAUUAAUUUAAAUUAAACUAAGUUUUUUAUAUCUUAGCCAAGCCAUAUAUUAUCUUAUAGCUAGAUGUCUGUGACAUAUUUUAUUUAGAAUUGAGAGAAUUGAUUUUAUAAAUUGAAAGAUUCUAUGAUUCCUCUUUGAUUUUUAUAGCAAUAUUAUAUAUACUUCGAAUUGGACUGGAAUUUAAAUUAUGUUAUUUAAAUAUUUAAGUACACUUUUAUCUAUCAUGCUAUAUUUAGAAUGAAAACCAUAAUUUUAAAUCUGUAUUCAACUGCUUAAAUUUUAAGUAAAAAUUUGAUUAAUCUAUAUAGUCAUAUAUUUCAUUAGACUAAAAAACUAAAAUUUGUAUUCAAUUUUAAUUAUAAGCUUAAUAAUUAAUAAUAAU
Bolinopsis microptera is the source of this 2079-nucleotide messenger RNA. RefSeq lists its product as uncharacterized. The record is from RefSeq and is a predicted model, not a curated record. The coding region runs from base 36 to 1472 and encodes 478 amino acids. The transcript is spliced from 6 exons. NCBI's taxonomy places the organism in Eukaryota, Metazoa, Ctenophora, Tentaculata, Lobata, Bolinopsidae.